This is a messenger RNA of Suillus fuscotomentosus, 456 nucleotides long. RefSeq lists its product as uncharacterized. The transcript is spliced from 4 exons. Bases 1 to 456 code for a protein of 151 amino acids. NCBI's taxonomy places the organism in Eukaryota, Fungi, Basidiomycota, Agaricomycetes, Boletales, Suillaceae. The record is from RefSeq and is a predicted model, not a curated record.
AUGCAAGUGCCAGCGAAUUUGUUUUUCCACUGGCUAGAGAGACCCGCCUCGUCGACGGGGCAAAGUUCGAGUCAGUUCGACACACCUCGUCCAUCGGUUCACUUGAUCGACUUGAAGAAAGGUGCUGAUCCCACCGACCGUGUGGUGACAUGUCUACUCGCCGAGGACAAUCCAAUAACCGCCAAAAUACUGGAGACACUUUUCAUCCUUCUUGGUUGCGAAUGGGUCAGAGGCCUGAGCGAUAUCAAAUUUGAAUGUACCCUCAUGGAUUCACACAUGUCAGUCGUUGAUGGUGAGGGUACUGCUCGAUACAUCAAGACAACCAGUGGUAGGAAUUCCAACACACCUAUGGUUGCUGUUAGCGCCUAUAGCGCUGCAGACACGAACGAUAGCAGCUUAUUCACCGCCUCGCUUACUAAAUCCGUGCAGAGGGCUGAUAUUCUGAUUUUCAAGUAG